Messenger RNA from Paramormyrops kingsleyae, 7972 nucleotides. It is a transcript of the gene unc5a, whose product is annotated as unc-5 netrin receptor A. The record is from RefSeq and is a predicted model, not a curated record. Gene Ontology annotation, molecular function: netrin receptor activity; protein binding. Gene Ontology annotation, biological process: netrin-activated signaling pathway; anterior/posterior axon guidance. Lineage: Eukaryota; Metazoa; Chordata; Actinopteri; Osteoglossiformes; Mormyridae. Gene Ontology annotation, cellular component: membrane.
CCUCCUCCUUUGUUGAAACUUCACCGUGAUAAUUACCAUGCUGUUACAUCUGGCUCCCUUUGUCGUCGUGAGGUCCGGAGUAAUGCUGGUGGGGAGCCUGCUUCUUUUCGCAAGAUUUACCUGCAUUGGUUCCCAGCAUGUCGCCACGGUGACAAACCCCCUUCCCGCAGCAUUCUCGGACCUCUUGCCUCACUUCCUGGUCGAGCCGGAUGAUGUAUACAUAGUGAAGAACAAGCCUGUCACUCUCACCUGCCGCUCUACUCCAGCCACACAGAUAUACUUCAAGUGCAACGGGGAGUGGGUGCAUCAAGACGACCAUCUGAUUGAGCGUACAGUGGACCCUGCCACAGGUCUGCCAGUGAUGCAGGUGAAGAUUGAUAUCUCUAGGCAACAAGUGGAGAAGAUAUUUGGUCUGGAGGACUACUGGUGCCAGUGUGUUGCCUGGAGCAGUACAGGAACUCAGAAGAGCCAAAAGUCGUACGUGCGGAUUGCUUACCUGAGGAAGAAUUUUGAGGAAGAACCACUGGGUAAGGAGGUAGCGCUGGACCAGGAGGUGCUGUUACGCUGCCAGCCUCCAGAGGGCGUCCCCACGGCUGAGGUGGAGUGGCUAAAGAAUGAGGAACUGAUUGAACCCACAAAUGACCCCAAUUACUUCAUCACCGUGGACCACAACCUGAUCAUCAAACAAGCCCGACUGGCAGACACGGGAAACUAUACAUGCGUGGCCAAAAACAUCGUGGCCAGACGCAAGAGCUCAUCAGCCACCGUCACUGUUUUUGUCAACGGCGGCUGGUCCACGUGGACAGGGUGGGCCGCUUGCAGCACCACCUGUGGCCGGGGUUGGCAGAAGAGGAGCCGAAGCUGCACCAACCCCACCCCCCUGAACGGAGGGACCUCCUGCGAGGGGCAGAAUGUCCAGAAAACCAGCUGCACUGCUCUAUGCCCAGUAGAUGGAGGCUGGAGCGAGUGGAGCAAGUGGUCGGCCUGCGGAGCAGACUGCACGAUGUGGAGGAGCCGUGAGUGCAGCCAGCCCAUGCCCGGCACCGGCGGCAAGGACUGCCAGGGCAUAGACCUCCAGUCGCAGAACUGCACCAGUGAGCUCUGUCCGCAGACUGUGUCAGGCCCGGAGGACGUGGCCUUGUAUGUGGGCAUCGUGGCCGUGGCUCUUUGCCUGACGCUGCUGCUGAUCGUGGUGGUCCUGGUUUACCGGCGUAAGAAGGAGGGCCUGGAUGCCGACGUGGCCGACUCCUCCAUACUCACCACUGGCUUCCAGCCAGUGGGCAUCAAACCCACCAAGCCAGAGAACUCCCAUUUGCUUACCAUCCAGCCUGAUCUCACCACCACCACAAGCAGCUAUCAAGGUAGCCUCCGAUCUCGACACGAGGCAGCCAGCAAGUUCUCGGUGACCAACGGCCCUCUUCUAGACCCCCUGCCUAACAGCUCUCACACUCUUCACAACGGCAAACUGCCAUCGGAUCCAGCGGACUUUAUGAAUCGCCUCUCCACUCAGACCUACUUCAAAACCCUGCCCCGCGACACUGCCAGCACCUCCUACGGCACUUUCAACUUCCUUGGAGGGCGACUCACUAUUCCAAACACAGGAAUCAGCUUGCUUAUUCCCCCUGAGGCGAUUCCCAGAGGGAAGAUAUAUGAGAUUUAUCUGACUGUUCAGCGGAAGGAAGAUGUACGAUUACCAUUGGCUGGCUGCCAGACGCUGCUGAGCCCCAUUGUGAGCUGUGGACCGCCAGGCGUGGUGCUAACCCGGCCCGUCAUCCUUAGCAUGAACCACUGCUCGGAUGCUAACCCCGAAAACUGGGCCAUGAGGUUGAAGAAGCAGUCAUAUGAGGGGACUUGGGAGGACGUGCUACAGGUGGGGGAGGAGCUGCCGUCUGACCCUUACUACUGCCAGCUGGAGGCGGAGACGUGCCGCGUCUUCACAGAGCAUCUGGGCCGCUUUGCCCUUGUGGGGGAGUCGCUCAGCAUGGCCGCUGCCAAACGGCUCAAGCUGGUUUUGUUCGCACCUGUCUACUGCACCACACUGGAGUACAGCAUCCGCGUCUACUGCAUGGAUGACACCCAGGACGCGCUGAAGGAGGUGAUGCAAAUGGAGAAGCAGUUGGGUGGCCGGCUGAUUGAUGAGCCCCAGGUCCUCCUCUUCAAAGACAGCUACCACAACCUACGCCUGUCCAUUCACGAUAUGCCCCGAGUCCACUGGAGGAGCAAACUGAUGGCUGGAUAUCAGGAGAUCCCCUUCUACCACAUCUGGAGUGGCUGCCAGCGCAGCCUCCACUGCACCUUCACCCUGGAGCGCCUCAGCCUGAACACGUGUGAGCUCACCUGCCAACUCUGCGUGUGGCAGGUCGAGGGGGAGGGCCAGAGCUUCAGCAUCGACUUGAACAUCGCCAAGGAUAGCCGGUCCCUGGACAGUGAUUUCUUGGUUUUGGACAACAGCGCCCCAGCUCUAGCAGGCCCAAGUGCAUUUCAGAUUCCAUACCUGAUCCGGCAGAAGAUCUGCAGCAGUCUGGAUGCCCCCUGCCCCCACGGAGCUGACUGGAGGCUGUUAGCGCAGAGACUAAAGCUGGAGAGGCACCUCAGUUUCUUUGCAUCUAAAGCCAGCCCCACCUCAGUGAUCCUGGACUUGUGGGAGGCCCAGCACUUCCACAGCGGCACCCUCAACCAGUUGGCUGCUGUCAUGGCUGAGAUUGGGAAACAGGAAGCCAUGAUCUUUCUGGUGACAGACGGCGAGUGCUAGUACAGGAAGUACAACCCAGUCUGGACAACGAGAGGGUGGAGGAUGAGAGAGUGAGUUAAAAGAAAGCACCUGUGUAAAUGAAGGAUAUAUAUACACAAAGGGAUCAUCAGUCCAGUGUGUCCCAGUGUCCUGUUCACAAAUGAACUAAAACCCAAGUUCCAUGCAGUGCCAUCUGGGGUAAUUAUUUUAAUAAGGUGUUGUUUUCAAAGCAAACCAUUUUUUCCAUGACUCACAUUUGAAAGGGAUUUAAAAAAAUCCAGCAGUCCUUUUUUAAGACAGUUUUUAAAGGAGGUUAAUAAGUUUGUUGCAUAUCCGUUCUGCUUUUGACACAAGACUUAGUUAAUGACACAUUGGGGAUGUUUCACAGAUUAUGCAUGUAAAACAUGACUCAGAGAAGCCUUAAAAGAUUAGACUAGUAAGAUGUCCCCUAGUUAACUGAAAAUCUUGAAGAAAAUAUUAUGGGAAACACGUAAGCUUUAUAUCAUUUAUUUUAAUUUAAUGACAAGUCUUCACAGGUAUUCCAAGGCAUAGUUAAAUUCAGAAGGUUCCGUUUUUGUCAGAUUAUACUACUAAUAUUUUAAAUUAUCUAUAUAUUUAAAGGUGACUUUACCAUAAUGUCAAUUACAUAAUUACAUUUAUACUGACCAAUUACAAAUACAUUUUAAAUUACAAAAUAUCUGUGUACAGAACGGAAAUACCUAAUGUUCGUAUUUAUAAAUAUUCCCAUGACAUUUACAUUAUAGCGUAUAUUAAAAUGAUCAGUGAAGCAAAUAAGCAAAUAUGAAGAUAUGAAGCAUCUGUCAAUUAUAAUGAAUCGGUUUAUUAUCAGUAGUAGCAAAAAUAAAGUUAAACUGUCUGUUUUGCAAAAGGAUUUUUUAAUAUAUAUUUUUUUAGUUUUUUGGUAUAUAUAGUGAACAAAUUAUGUGCAGUGAUAAAAGAAAAUAAUGUACAAUAUAUACAAUAUGACAGUAAACGGUGGUUUGAUGCUGUGUUUGAUGUUUUUCCGUCAUCCAUCAAAAGGUACGUGCAUUGAUCCUUAGACAGAAAAUAAAUUGCACCUUUGGGCUUCAAAAAGGUCUGUGAAACACCCCCACUCUGAAUAGAAAAGCUUUACCCAGUGGCAUUUCACACGUCAGCAAUGUUUUUUUGUUUUUUUUUUAAGAAUGACAUCAUAUGAAGGUUUCCUUAUGUUAGAAAUGGUUAAACGUGCACUUCAGACAAUGAUUGGAAUUUUGUAUUAUUUCAAAAACAUUUCUUUUUUUAUUACUUCUUGGGCACAUCAGUUGUAAAACUCAUUAAGGCCUAUUAUACUUUUAGGUCCACUCUUUUUAUGAGGACAUUUGUACCAAAAUGAAUUUAUACAAUUUUAAUUAUUUAUUGAGUGUGGUUGCUUUCAGAAUUCAAAUACUAGCCCUUUUGUUUUCUUGCAGUAUAUUAUAAAAGAUUCUGAAACAAAAAUAUUCUGCGCCUUUCAACCUGCUGUAGCAACCCAUUUUAACAUCGAAACGCUGUUAUCAAAUGCAUUGUUUGCUUUUCUAUAUAUUUUAUUUGUUUUCUAAAUGUAGCUUUUGGACUUUAAGGUAUCUAGUACACUUUUUCAAGUGCAAAUAUCAAUUUAUGAAUAUAAAAUUCUUUUUGAUUGCAUAAUUUCUGCAGGGACAAGAUGUAUUACCCAAGAACACGGCCAAAAGGAAGGGGGGGGGGGGGGGGGUUCAGAUUCUUGCUCUAUCCUUUCUUAUCAAUAAUUCAUAGUGAGACCCAGCCUGAAAUAAACAAAAGAAAACAAAGAUAAUUUCUGUGAAGAAUCACUGGUGCAUUAUAUUUCUUUGAUUUCAUCACCUAAUUAAAUAUAUAUCUCAAAUUAGUAGCAGAAUAUAUUCUGAACACAAGGCCAGACUGUUUUAUUUCGGAUGUGGAGCCUUUAUGAACAGAGCUGCUAACGGGAAAUGGAGACAAAUAAAGCAGGCAGUCUUUAUGACACUGAUGACACGUCAGUGGCAGGUAGAAUGGCUGAUCAAUUGCCGUGGGAGGGGCCAUUUCAUGCUGGGGUGGAGCUUGACAUUUACAGCUGCUCGAGAGGCGCUUAUUCCGCCACAGGGGGGAAUGAAGCGGUUUUCUGCACACGUGUCUUAUUUUCUCCUGUAUAUAAACAGCACUUACAUCCACGCCCCUAAGCUUAACCAAGGAGUGUGCAAAGAAUGUUCUGUCCGCAUAAUUUUUACACAACAUAGCUUUGGGUAUCAAGACCAAAUUAUGAUUCAUAGAUGAAAACAUUAUUGAUACUGCUUCAUGUAUCAUUGAUCACGCCCAACCCACCCGGUCUUUUCAACAUCAAUUGACAGAAGGAUUCUUAAGCAUCUUUGUCAGAAGCCAUUUCUAUGUCUAUGUUUGAAAAGCAGUAAUAUCUUUUGCUUUGAACCCAUAGGCUAUAGUAUGGUUUAACAACGUAAAUUGUUUGGUUUAGUGUACAGAUUCAGAAUAUGGGUAAAUGUGUCGAUAUGCACUAUAUGUACUUUUAAACAUUAAAAUACAUCAGCAGGACAUCAUAAAAUAAAGAGUAAAAUAUAUUUCAACAAUCACUAUGUUAAACAUCUGUUAUUAAGUUUUGUGUGUCAGGUCCUUAUGUAACUUAUAUGGUCAUGUCAGUGUUUCAGGAGUUUCUGUGUUGUUUCUGUAUGUGAACUUGAAGAAUUCAGGUGAAAAACUUCAUAUACAUAAGAAACUUUUCUUUGCUACGUUUCUAUAUCUUUUGUUAUUAUCAUUAACAGAGAAGCUCACUGUAUAUUGCAACUCUUGGUUUUGUGCUAAGCAAGGGUGUUGAUUUGGGUUUGCAUGGUAGGGAGUAAGUCCUUCCCACUAUUGUGGGAGUACCGUGUGUUUGGGGGAGGGGCUAAUUUGGUCCCUACCAAUGCUGAAACCAAACCGAGGCCCUCGGAGCUAAACUUCUUUUAAAAAGCCCCAAUUGCAGGGGCAGUAUGACCUGAAAUAAUUUUUAAAAUGAUAUAAUUUGAUAGAAAUUAUAAACAUGUUUAGUGCAAGGCUAAGAUGUUGUGCUACAAAAGGGAAUAUAUUGACUGCUAUUUGGAAAAUGUAUAGCAAUGGCACAUAGAACUGUUGCCUAUUGGAAGUCUGCAUUUUUUUGCCACUCUGGGAUUGAAAGGACUCUUUUUCUGAAGUUCCUAUGCUUAUCGCACUUUAGGUAAAAUUGCAUUGGAAAACAGCCAGAUGACACAGCAAGCGAAAUGUUCCCUUUGUGCAGAUUUUAUUAUCCUUUUGGUUUUUUUCCCAUGGACAAAUGACACAUUUUGUUUCACUGUUCUGUAUAUAUAAUUAUUUCUAUACAAAGUUGGGAACCAAAGUUUUACUAGAUGGCAUUCAUUCAGUGUCAGUGUCAGAGAUAAUUACCCACGAGCUGGUCAAUUAGUAUUUUUCAUUAUUCAUUUAUAAACAGAUCUAAGAAAUUGGAAAUCUACCUAUAUAAUGCUCUGACCAGAUUUUGUUUCCAUAUCAGUGCAUCAGCAGACAGCUCACACACAUCAAUGGAUUUCAGUUUAUCCAUGGAAUUUUAAAGUCAAAUGUCAUGACAGCACUUUCAUAUCAGUCUUUAUACCAGUAAUGUACCGUAAUAAAGUUCUUUGUAAAAGACAUGUAAAUGCUAUUUUAUUAUAGAAAGUUAUAACCAAAAGGAAAAAAAGAAACUGGUACAGUGUUUGUCAAAGCAUAACCUGUGAAGUAUUUGCAUACUGUUCAUUGGAGAUAUACUGCUUUAUCAAUGAUUUCUGCCAUGUUAAGGGUUUACACUGUCCUGAAAAAAUCUUGUGUAUGUAUUUUUGUUUGGUAUUAUGUUGAAUUGCAUAUCUGUUAGCGUGACACAGGAUUUUGACAAUUAUACUAACAGAAAUAGGACAGUAGACCAGAAUACUGCUUCUACCUGGGGAAUUGCUUAAGCCAUAAAGGGAACAUUUUUUUGUAUUCUAUACAUCUAGUAAUACAUGCAUAUAUACACACAAAUACAUACUGCACACACAGAGUAAUAACAGCCUAAAAAAAAAACCUGCUGUCAUACAUUUUUUUGGCUUUCCAGUAAAAACACAAUAAGUUUUCAGAUAUGUACACUACCCAUACUGUAGAAUAUCAUUAAACACACACAGCAAAUCUGGCUAAGCAUUAGAACACUUUUAGUACCUGCUGGUAGCAUUCUUGACAUUCAGUAUAGCUAAACACCCUAAAUAAAGAGAAACUUUCAAGAAAUUAGGAAUCAUACAUUUUAGCCAGUUAAAGUAAAAGCUGACUGACUAUACAUUUCACAACUGCAUUCAAAGUUUUUAUGUAAAGAAUGUGUAUUCCCCCAAUCGAUUUUUAUUUCAAACUGAAAAUAACUGUAUUAGUGAAUGUUUCUUAAAUCAAAAAAUUUCCUUGCCUUUCUGUAAGUCAAAAAUGCUGUACUUAAUACAUGCCACAGCUUAUGCAAUUGUACUAUUUUUUUCUACGUUUACCUUCCUUCUUCUGACAAUGUAAAUUACAUGUCGUAAAAAAGUUUUGUGGAAGUGGAAAAUCUGUCGAAGGAGAUUUUCUGUACUUUUCGGACAAUAUUAUGGAUUUGUGGGUAGAAUUUUGAAAAUUCGUUUCUAAGUGCAUUCAAGAUUUUACUUGGCCUUAUGUAUAUAUAUAUAUAUAUGAAAUUUCAGAAAGGUAUGUAUAGUAAUUCAACCUGAAAUGGAUGUAAAUAAAUUAUAUAUUGUUAAAAAUACGGACUAAAUUUUUGGUCUUAAAAGCAGAUCUAUGACUUUAAAAAGGCCACACAGAAAUGCAAUUUGUAAGACAAAUUCCCAAAUGCCAAACACAUUCACUGUAGUACAAACCACUUCCUCUUAUACCUUGAUACAUACCAACCAACAAUUAAGCUAAACUAUGCUAAAUGUAGCCAUAUUUCUGUUACAAUCAGGAAGUCAGAUGAUUUAAAUAAAAUCAUUUGAAAAUGACAUAACACCAUCUUACAGUACAGCAAAAUAUUAUUGGGUUGCAGAGGAUGGUGACAAUCAUUAAUUAAAAAAUGCUGCAUAGUAAAUUAGUCUCAGUAACCAAUUUAAUCCGUCAUUAUUAAGCAGCUUCUAGCAAUAAUACUGGACAAUCUACCAUAGAAAGUUAAGUGAGACGCUAUCUUAGUGUUUGUAUGUAAGAUCUUCUUUAUGUUGAUAUAAUCUACAUUAUAUAGCUAUA